Molecule: messenger RNA, 1827 nt
Organism: Hevea brasiliensis (rubber tree)
Lineage: Eukaryota; Viridiplantae; Streptophyta; Magnoliopsida; Malpighiales; Euphorbiaceae
Product: beta-glucosidase 11
Exons: 13
Biological process (GO): carbohydrate metabolic process
Molecular function (GO): beta-glucosidase activity
Source: RefSeq, a predicted model, not a curated record
AUACUGAUGCUUCGCUUCGUUAUAACUAGUUGAAGUAGAAGACCUUAACUGAUAGCAUAGUCAUAUUAUCAACUCCGUUAACUUGCAUUAAACCCAUUAUUAGCUUGUGAUUAAGAAUGCUGUGGCCUUGUUGCUUGCUAAUUCUUACUCUUAAUUUAGCAUUAGCUGUCCUUUCUGCUGAUAAUUAUAGCAGGGAGGACUUCCCUCCUGUCUUUGUUUUUGGUGCUGCUACCUCUGCUUAUCAGGUGGAAGGAGCCGCACAUGAGGAUGGGAGGAGUCCCAGCGUUUGGGAUACCUUUUCUCAUGGAGGUGGAGAUGUGGCGGUUGAUGAGUAUCACAGAUACAAGGAAGAUGUCCAACUUAUGGCUGAAACUGGGUUACAGGCCUAUAGAUUUUCCAUCUCAUGGCCAAGGCUUAUCCCAAAUGGAAGAGGACCUGUCAAUCCAAAGGGUUUACAGUAUUACAAUAACCUCAUCAAUGAACUUAUUAGCCAUGGCAUCCAAGCUCUUGUUUCGUUAUACAAUUAUGAUCAUCCACAAUCACUUGAAGAUGAAUAUGGAGGAUGGAUUAGCAGAAACAUUGUGAGAGACUUCACAGCUUAUGCAGACGUGUGCUUCAGAGAAUUUGGUGAUAGGGUUUCAUCUUGGUCAACUAUAAAUGAACCCAAUAUCUUUGCAUUUGGAGGUUAUGACCAGGGAAUGCUGCCGCCAUGACGAUGUUCUUAUCCAUUUGGAUUUAGGAAUUGCUCCAAAGGUGACUCCUCCACUGAGCCAUACUUGGCAGCUCACAAUAUGUUGUUGGCACAUUCAUCAACUGUCAGAUUGUACAAGAAUAAAUAUCAGAGCAAGCAAAAUGGAGUUAUAGGAAUCACCCUCUAUGCCUUUUGGCUACUCCCUCUAACUAACUCAACAGAGGAUGUAACUGCUGCACAAAGAGCCAGAGACUUCUUUUUGGGUUGGUUUGUAAAUCCCUUGGUGUUUGGAGACUAUCCUGAAAUAAUGAAAAAUAAUGCAGGUUUAAGACUUCCAGUCCUUUCCAAUGAAGAAUCCAAAUUGGUUAAGGGAGCAUUUGACUUCAUAGGACUGAUACAUUACUAUACAGUUUACAUUAAGGAUAACUCCAAAAGUCUGAAAUUGGAGAAUAGAGAUUAUAGUGCAGACAUGGCAGUAGCUAUCUUUUUCGACCAAGAUGAAGAUGUUCCAUUCGUAUUAUUCCCGCAAGAGUAUCCUCGAAGGCCUUGGGGUUUGCAAGGAUUAUUGGAGUAUUUUAAGCAAGCCUAUGGCAAUCCUCCAAUUUACAUCCACGAAAAUGGGCAAGUGGGCCGGCAUAAUAUGUCAUUGGAAGACACAUCAAGAGUGGAAUAUCUUCAUGCUUAUAUUGGGGGUUUGCUUGACGCAAUCAGGAAUGGAUCGGAUACAAGAGGGUAUUUUGUAUGGUCCUUUUUAGAUGUUUUCGAGUUAUUGGAUGGCAAAGGAUCUAGCUAUGGCCUGUAUUUCGUAGAUUUGGACGAUCCAAGCCUGACAAGACUACCCAAGAAAUCUGCACGUUGGUACUCCACCUUUUUGAAAGGAGGAAGAGUCGGCUCACACGGAACUAUUGAACUUGAGAAAACACUAGACGCACUUGUUUCAGAAGGUUAAAAUGUCUUGGUGCAUUGCUUUACGAGCAGAUCGAAAUGUAACGCUAUAAACAACUUCUCUACAAGAUCUAAUGUUAUAGGUCUAUAUGGUGUUUAAUUUGUGGGAAGUAUGAUAUCAGCUUUCUUGAGAGCCUAUAUGAUAAUAUCGGCUGGUGUUGGGCAGCUCAGAAAACUCCCUGUUCAUGAAA